AUGGGUGCGGAGGCGAGUCGCCCCGCGCCCCGCGCGCUCGUCGACGCGGUCGAAGCGCUCGGCGGCGCGACCUCCGCGGAGGUGCUGGAACUCGUCGACGCGUUCGCCCGCGCUCCCCCCGCCCCCGUCACCGCCGACGACGUCGCGGCGCUGUCGAGAUCAUCGCGCCGUCUGCGCACCGCGGCGGAGGUUGCGGACGCGUUCGACUUACCCGAGCGCGUCGCGGCGGUGCUGUUGCGACGCGUACCCUCCGUCGAUGACGCCACGGGCGGCGGCGACGGCGGCGACGCGGUCCCGCCCGCGGGGAUCUCCCUCGCCGACGCCCUCGUGCACCUGGCGAGCUGCCGAAACAGCGACGCCGCCGCGGUCGAGGAGGCGGACGCGUUGCUGCGCGCGGGCGCGCUCGUCGACCUCGCGAAGAUGGCGACGACGGCGACGACGGCGGACGGCGACGACAACGAGGAGGAGGAGGAGGUCGACGCGCGCGCGCCGCCCUUGGCCGCGCUGCGAACGAUGUCGCGCGCGCGGAUGCCCGGCGCGGCGGAAAGGUUCCCGAGCCUCCCCGCGACGGCCAGGUCGCUCCUCCUCCGGUCCGCGCGCGCGUCCCUCGCGCCGCGCCUGCGCGACGCCGCGGGCGCCCCGCUGACGACGAACCCCAUCGGAGGAGGACGCCGCCGGAGGAGGAGUCGCGACGUCCUUACCCGCGCGGGCGCGUGGCUGCUCGCCGCUUCGAUACCGAGCAGCCAACGAAAAACGUGGCGAAGAGUGUUCAGCUCCGUGGACGACGGCGCCGGCUUUAGCACCUUCGUCUCGCGAAUCACCGCCGACACAACCCGCGGGCCGGUGCUGGUGUGCGUCAGGACCAAGUGCGGGGACGUGCUCGGCGGGUACGUCUCGCUCGGGGAUCCGUCUUCGUCGGUUCGAGGGGACAGAGCGGAGUUUCAAGGCGAUGCGGGAACCUUCGUCUUUGCGUUUGGCAAAGCGUCCAGAAAAGUUAACAACGACGAGGGAGGGGGGGGCGAGGGAGGGGGCGAGGUCGACGACGACGCGGACGCGUCUGAUGCAGAUGCGUCGGACGAUUCGUGGACGCGCGUCGGGGUGUACGCGUCCACGGGCGCCAACGCCGACCACGUGUGGUGCGCGUCCGGGUUCAGCUCCGAUCGGUUCCCGAACGGCUUCGGCUUUGGCGGCGUCGCCAAUCGACCGGGCGGGGGAAGGUCGGCGAUUUGGAUCGACGGAAACCUCGAGCGCGGGCGGUGCGUGCCGGGGAUCGCCACGUUCGCGGCGCCGAUGCUCGCGGGGUGUUCCGGGGUGUUCGAGAGAGAGGAGGAACGCCGUGGAUCCGGGGUUCGUUCGUUCUCUGGGGGGAACCACACAAAUGAUGAUGACGAUUGGGGCGUCGGGUGGUUUGAAAUUGACGCCGUGGAGGCUUGGGCGACGUCGGGGGGAACGAACGACAACGACAAACGUCCCAAUCGGGGGGAUCGGGGCGGGGGCGUUCGCGACGCGAAACACGCGGAGCUGCGAAUGAUGAUGCGGCUCGGUGGACGCGACGCGGGGGGACCCGCGAGGGAGGAACGAUGA
Micromonas commoda is the source of this 1584-nucleotide messenger RNA. RefSeq lists its product as hypothetical. The record is from RefSeq and is a predicted model, not a curated record. NCBI's taxonomy places the organism in Eukaryota, Viridiplantae, Chlorophyta, Mamiellophyceae, Mamiellales, Mamiellaceae. The transcript has a single exon. Bases 1 to 1584 code for a protein of 527 amino acids.